Messenger RNA from Odocoileus virginianus texanus, 837 nucleotides. The record is from RefSeq and is a predicted model, not a curated record. NCBI's taxonomy places the organism in Eukaryota, Metazoa, Chordata, Mammalia, Artiodactyla, Cervidae.
AUGAAGAUGGAGCAGAGCGCACAGCACGGAGGUCACCUGCCUUCCAGCCUUCCUGAGAGACCGGUCAAAGCCUGCCGGGGGAAACUGGAGGACACAGACAACCAGAGAGCCCUCUGGUUCCCUAUCUGUGAAAUGGGGACAUCGCUCAGCUGCCCUGCCUCACCCCAUGGGAACACCGUGAAGGGGAAAGGUCGGCCGCCGCUCCGCCAGGCCGGCCCGGCUCCGCGGUCGGAGCUCUCCACAAACACGCCCCCUCCGGCCGCCUCUGCCGGGCGAGCCGGGCCCGCGCCCGCCAGAUGUGACCAGCUCGGGGCCGGGCCGGGCCAGAGACUGUCUGCAGCCCGCGCGGGGGGCGGCCACGGCGAGGCUCCGGAGCCCCCACCCCCACCCCCCGGGACCCCGAGCCAGCCGCCCUCCCUCGGGGACGCGGGAGCCGGGGAAAGGGCUGGGUCGCCGGCGCGCGAGGCCGGCCUCCAGCAGGGGAGGGCCCCGGGGACGCGGAGCCCCCCCACCCCACCCCGGCCAUCUCCUCCGAUGCCCCCCCCGCCCCCGCCGGCCGGGCCGCUGGGAGGGGGCGGCGGCGCGACCCGCGUGCGCCGGGGCGGCUCCCCUCCCGGCGGGCAGAGGAAGGCCCCCCCGCCUCGCCCGCCCUCUCCGCCCAGCCCUCCCACAUUCCUGGGACCCGGCACCCGGGACGCGGCUCCCAAACCACGAGCCUGUACCCUCGACCCCGGCUCCGGGGUCCACAGGUUUGGGUCGCCAGAUGUGGACCGAGACCCCUCUCGAGGGCACAGCCAGGCCUGCGUUCAGAUGGCACCCCAGCGAUGGCCUGCUUGA